Molecule: messenger RNA, 571 nt
Organism: Meloidogyne enterolobii
Lineage: Eukaryota; Metazoa; Nematoda; Chromadorea; Rhabditida; Meloidogynidae
Source: the annotation of a GenBank genome assembly
UUGCCCAGCAAAAAUUUUUUUUAUUUUUUUUUUUAAUUUUAUAUUUUUAUAGAAUUCAAUUUUAUGAGAGAUGCAUCGAACAUUCCUUCGAUCAGACAGUAAUGAUUUAAUUAGAUUGCAUUCUUUCAAUUCAUUGACGGCACGCAGCUUACAACACGACAUAAAUUCUUUUGCUAUAAUAAACAAAUUGAUUGAAGAACUUCAAAAAGUCAAAGGCGAACAAAAUCAAUUAAUUACCAAAAAUAAACAACUCGAAGAAGCUUUAAAACAAAGCCGACGGGAAUUGUUUGGGGCCAAAAAGGAGAUUGAGCAACUUCGUGUUGUUAAUCAAAAUUUUGUUGACAGACAUUCUCAGGAACAAACUCUAGUUAACACAACAUACACAAAGUCCACAGAAAUGCCUGUGCCGCCAAAAAAUCGAAAGAGAACUGCUGACGAACAACAUAAAAAUUAUUGUAGCGAAAGAGAUGGUUCGCCGCCAGAAAAAAUUUUGAAGCCUCACAAAAAGGAGAACAGUCGAUUGCUUGGUGUCAGGAAUACUCGUAUCUCCAGCUCUUGUGACGAUUUGUAA